Colletotrichum chrysophilum is the source of this 1590-nucleotide messenger RNA. RefSeq lists its product as uncharacterized. Gene Ontology annotation, molecular function: iron ion binding; monooxygenase activity; heme binding. Bases 1 to 1590 code for a protein of 529 amino acids. The transcript has 5 exons. The record is from RefSeq and is a predicted model, not a curated record. Lineage: Eukaryota; Fungi; Ascomycota; Sordariomycetes; Glomerellales; Glomerellaceae.
AUGUCGAUCCUCAAGCGGCUGUAUGUUGCGGGCUUCGACGCUGAAGCACUCCGCAAUGCCGGCUUAUUGCCCUACUUGGUUGCUGCCUCUCUGAUGCUCAUCGCUUACAUGGCGAUGGGAGAGAAGGCGGUCGGCAAGGGUGGUUUCCCUAUCGCGAAUCCCAUACGACCGUUUGAGUUCGUCACUUUAUUCCGUCUGGCCGCCUUCAUCAAGGCGCCCAGGAAGCACUUUGCUUCGUAUGCGGAAAAGUAUCAUGACACGCCGUACUGGCUGAACAUGGAGUUGGGGAAGGCGCUCAUCGUACCGUCUUCGAUGAUUAGCGAAAUUCGUGUGAAUCCUGUGAUGAGUAGUCUGAAAGCUAUCCAAGAGCAUGGAAAGUCUGAACUCAUGUUAACUUAUAUCAAGGUCCAAAAUGGUUCUCUGAAAGGGUUCGAGCCAAUCGGCGAUGUUCUUGACCAGCAUAUGUUGAAGUUGGUCAAGGACCAUCUGACAACCAAGAAUCUGGCCAUCUCGGAAGAAGUUUCAGACUCCCUCUCGGAGGUGUAUUCAGACAGCUAUGAAUGGAAGGACUUCAAACUUGGCGCACCCAUCGUCAGCCUCGUAGCCAAAACAUCUUCAAGAGUCUUUGGAGGCAAGACCUUUUGCCGCAGCGAAGAGUGGCUCGGGGCGAUGGCCAAGUACACAAAGCACUUCCUCAUUGCCAGCAUCACGCUGCGCUUCUUCCCGACAUGGAGCAAACGCUUCGUGCAGUGGAUUCUUCCUCCCUGCUGGCUUCUGAGAUACGACCUCGUCAGAUGCCGCCGCGUCCUUAAGCCCAUCAUGGACCAGCGCGCCCGCGAGGUUGAGCGGGCAAAGGAGAGCGGCCUCGAGCCGGAGUAUGCUUUCGAUCAGGCGUUGGCUACGCUCAGCAGAAAGAUUGACAUGGCGACGGCUCAGAUUAGUCUGGCGAUGGUAGCUAUCCAUACUACCGCGGAUCUUCUUGAGAAGACACUGCUUGCUCUAUCAGAGCACGAAGAGCUUAUUGACCUGCUCCGUCAGGAGAUUGUCUCUGUGUUGAGUGUUCAUGGUCUUAGUAACGCAGGGCUGGCUCAACUCGACUUGAUGGACAGUGUUCUGAAGGAAGUGCAGCGGAUUAACCCGGUUGCCAACUGCUUCCUCAACCGCAUCGCUGUGGAGGAUUUCCGCCUCGCCAACGGGAUGCUCAUCCCCCAAGGAACGCUUCUUGGAGUGGGGCCAACUCACAUGUGGGACAACUCCUUCUGCGAGGACGGCGAGAAGUUUGACGGUCUCCGAUUCCACCGUAUGCGCCAAAACCCGGAGUUGAAGCAGCAAUCGUACUUGGUUUCUACCAGCCCCAACCAGCUCGGCUUUGGUCACGGCUCUCACGCUUGUCCUGGAAGGUUCUUUGCCGCGAAUGAGGUCAAGAUCAUCCUGUGCCACUUCCUUCUGAAGUACGAGUGGAGGUUCCCCGUUGAAGGUCCGCAUGUAGUUAAUCUUGGAGUGCUGAAUGCAGCAAGUCCAUGGACAAAGAUUCAGAUCCGCAGGAGGAAGGAAGAGAUGGAUAUUGGGGAACUCAUUGUACCUUAUUAG